Molecule: messenger RNA, 2533 nt
Organism: Xenopus tropicalis (tropical clawed frog)
Lineage: Eukaryota; Metazoa; Chordata; Amphibia; Anura; Pipidae
Gene: saxo2
Product: stabilizer of axonemal microtubules 2
Molecular function (GO): microtubule binding
Source: RefSeq, marked provisional
GACAAGACACAUAUUGCAAAGAGAAGAGCUUACUGCCAGCCGUGCAUAUACUUACCGGCAGCCAUGAAGCGCAAAUGUAUCUGUGAAAUAUGCACAUGCGGACGCCACCGUUGUCCCCAUAAUCCUACACAUAUUACUGAGAAAUCUGGAAAGCAAUGUGUUCUUACUGAAUACGUGGAAAAAUACCCUCAGUACGAUAAUGUACAACCUCCAAAGAGUAUGAAACCAAAGCAAGAAUACAGUGGCGAGCAUGGAAGAAUGGAAGGCAUAACUACAUUUAAGUCUGAUUAUGUCCCCUAUGAAAUACUUAAUCGUCCUGUACGUGCACACGAAGAAUAUCAGCCUAAACCUGGUAGCAUUGAGCUAGGAACCACUUACAACAGGGAUUAUAACCCACACAAGCUAGAACCUGUGGCACCUAUACGUCCAGUGGAUAAAGGACAGGCAAAUCCUGGAAGGUUUGAUACUAAUCCUACAUACAAAGAUGAUUUCAGACCAUGGGAAUUUCAGAAACGAGAACUUGCUAAACAAGAACGUGUUUACCAAGCACCAACAGAGAAAUUUGGAAAUUCAACUACUUUUCAGGAUGACUUUUUUCCAAAACAGAUAAUGCCAAGAGAGAGCUUUAAGCCACUUGGUGUUGCAAAGAACAGGGACAUUCCUUUUGAGGGAACAACAAGCCAUCGCAUAUCUUAUGUUCCUCAUGAAGUAGAACCACGUUUUGUAAGACAAAAAGAAGAAUAUAAGCCAAGCAGCCAACCUUUUGAGGAUCUCACAACCCAUCGUCUAAAUUUUAAGGGUGCAAUUGGAGAGAUAACUAAAAGCUGCAAACCUGAACAUGGCAAAGUUGGAAGCAAUGCUCAGUUUGAGGGUGCUACUGAAUUCCGAGAUAGUUUUCAGCCAUGGUCAAUCCCUGCACCGUAUGUUCACAAAUCCUAUGAGUAUGUGCCACCCAAAUCCCAUAUGGAGUGUGAUACAACAACUCAUCUGGAUUAUGUUCCACAUCAACUGAAGCUGGUUGCCCCUAUCAGGCCAGUAACCCAUGGACGAAGAAGCAAUGUUCCUUUCCAAGGAAGUUCAACAAUGAAGGAUGAUUUCAGAGCCUGGGAAGGAGGGCGGCAAGAAAUGAUUAAGAGAGAUCAUCUUAUUCCAAAGCCUAGUGGGAAAUUUGAAGGACUAACAACUUUCAAAUCUCAUUAUCAACCCCAUGAGAUAAAUCCAACCCAGAGCUUUAAGCCUUUAAACAUGCCGCUCCGCACAUCUGUGCCAUUUGAAGGUGCAACAAUGUAUCGGUCUGAAUAUACACCCAAAAAGAGUGAGCUUUGCCCAGCAAAUUACCCUUCACCUCCUGGUUACGUCUUUGAAAGUAUUGAUAACAGAGGCCAUAAGAUCUUUCGGAAGAUUCUUACUCCAGAAAUAAAAGCAUUUACAAACCAAAACGGAAACACAAUGGCAAAGGCAAUCGCUGUUAUGUCUUAACCACAAUUGCCAGUAAUCUUCCAGAGCAUUGAGCAGCAAGCAGCAAAAGAAUAAAUGCUUACUAAGCACUUUGAAUUGCUUUCAGAUAUUUCAGCUUCUGUUUAAUCUGAUUUAUUUUUGUAGUUUAUUUACUAAAAAUGAGAAAAGCUACGCUAUAACCAAAGUUUACAUUAUUAUGCCCAUAGACUAGCAACAACGAAUCAUAAUUUCUCUUGAUUUUAAACCUGGUGCCCAUAGUGCAGAAGUAAAUAUAAUCAAUAGUAUAAAAUGAAUAACCAUACGUCUCAUGAGAGACAAAUGCAGUCAGCUCCCUCUGUCUGGGUUGAUAGAUCACUGAAUUCAGAUAUGUAUGGCACCUAAGAGCAUUAAUACUACUGCUAGUGGUCCUUUUGCACAAUUUGAGAAUUAAUUUAAAAGACAGUAUUCAGUAUCCUCAUCAGCAGUGCAAUUGUCAUUUUAGGCGCAGGUUUUGUUUGCUUUAGUGAAAUAGUUUAUAAUUAUAUGGACUUGAUUAUUUGGGGAAAUUAUAAAUGUUACACUUUUCUUCUAAUCAGUGGUAUAGCUAUUAUAUUCUUUAAAAAGUGCUGUUUUUGAUAUUUUCAAUUCUGAUUUUUCUGUACAAUGUACCUCAAUUUGUUGAUUACAAUUAGUGGUACAGGUAUAGGAUCCCUUUUCCAGAAACCCGUUAUCCAGGAAACUCCGAAUAACGGAAAGGCUCCAAUAGACUCCACUAUAAGCAAAUAAUUCUAAUUUUUAAAAAUGAUUCCCUUUUUCCCUUUAGAAAUAAAACAGUACCUUAUACUUGAUCCCAACUAAGAUAUAAAUAAUCCUUAUUGGAUGCAAAACAAUCCUGUUGGGUUUAAUUAAUGUUUUAUUGAUUUUUUAGUAGACUUAAGGUAUGGAGAUCCCUUAUUCGGAAUACCCUUGGUCCCGAGCAUUCUGGAUAACGGGCCCUAUACCUGUAUUGCUACUGCAUUUUUAUUUAAAAAAAAACCCUUAUGAUUUUUGUAUACAUUGUACUUAAUCAAUUUCACUAAUAAAACUAAAACAUAAA